CCGCAGCGGGGGCAGGUCCGCCCGCCUCGCCCCCGCCGUCACCCCUGGCACACGGCCCCGCGGCCGCCGAGCCCGGCCAGCGGCCCCGAGGAGGCGGCGGGGGCAGUGCCGGUGCCGCCGCAGGCAUCUGGAAGAUUCCUGCUCGCCCGCCCCCCGCCGCCCCGACCCUCUCCCCUAUAAAUGCGGGUGGCGGUGCCCGGCGAGCGCAGAGCGGCGGGGCCAUGCUCGGGCUGUGGGUGCUGCUCUGGGGGUCCCUGGCCCUGCGCGGCCGCGCCGACACCGCGUUCCUGCGCCGCGCCCCCGACGGCGCCGGGCACUGCACCUACUCCUUCACGGUGGCCAGCCCCGUCGAGGCCGCCUGCCCUGAGGCUGCCGGCGGCGUGCCCGAGCUGCGGGCAGAGCUGGCCGCGCUCGCCGCCCGCCUGAGCCGGCUGGAGAGCCGGGAGCGGGCAAUGGGGGGCUCGGGGCCCGGGGGGGCUCGGGAGCCCCAGCAAGUGGCCGCGGCCGCCCGGCUGGAGACUGCGUACGGGGAGCUGCUGCGGGCCAAGGCUCGGCUAGAGGAGGAGAAGGGGCGGCUGGAGCGGGAGAAAGAGGAGCUGGGCAGGCGGCUGGAGAGCAGCGCCCAGGAGAUCACCCGGCUGCGAGCCACCCGCUGCCCCCCCGGCAGGGACGGGCCCGGCCGUGACACCCUGCGCGCCCCCGGCAAGGCGCCUCGCUGGGAUCCGCAGCCCCUCACCUUCCAGGAGCUGCAGUCGGAGCGGACGGAGGUUCCCGUGUCCCGGCUGCUGGAGGAGACGGCGCUCGGCCGCCCGGGGGGCGCGGACUCAGGCUGCGGAGAGCUCGUGUGGGUGGGAGAGCCCGUGGUGUUCGGCCGGGCGGACUCCAUCGCCGGGAAGUACGGCGUGUGGAUGAAGGAUCCCGAGCCAGUGCCCCCCUUCACGCGGGACACCACGUGGCGCGUGGACGCGGUGGGCACCGAGGUGCGGCAGCUCUUCCAGUACGAGGAGGCCGAGCAGCUGGCCCGGGGCUACCCCGCCAAGGUGCACAUCCUGCCGCGGCCCCUGGAGAGCACGGGGGCCGUCGUCUACCGCGGCGGGCUCUUCUUCCAGCCCCGCCAUUCCCGCUCCGUGGCCCGCUACGACCUGCGGGGAGAGACCGUGACGGCCGAGAGGGAGAUCCCCGGCGCCGGCUACCACGGGCAGUACCCCUACGCCUGGGGCGGCUACACCGACAUCGACCUGGCGGUGGACGAGACGGGGCUCUGGGUGAUCUACAGCACCGAGAGCGCCCGGGGGGCCAUCGUGCUCUCCAAGCUGGACCCCGAGACGCUGGAGAUCCGCCGGACCUGGGAGACCAACAUCCGCAAGCGGGGGGUGGCCAACUCCUUCCUCAUCUGCGGCACCCUCUACACCGUCAGCAGCUACUCGGCCCCCAAUGCCACCAUCAACUUCGCCUACGACACGGCCACGGGCGCCAGCCGGGCCCUCAGCAUUCCCUUCGAGAACCGCUUCCGCUACCUCAGCAUGCUGGACUACAACCCCUCCGAGCGGCAGCUCUUCGCCUGGGACAGCUUCAACAUGGUCACCUACCCCGUGCGCCUCUCCAAGGCGUGAGCCGGGGCUGGGAAUGCACCGGCUCAGCCCCUGUGACCCUCACGUGUGCCUUGGCAUCCUGCUUCGCUCCCCAGCUCCCCCCGGCACGGCCGGGAGCACCGGCCUUGGACAGCCCCGAGUGAGGGAGGGGCCGCCUGUCUCUGCUGGCACCUCCAGCAACACCCCUCUGCACUCAAGUGCAGCAGAGAGAAAUGAAGUGCUUCUCCAGAGCCUGGGGGAGUCAGAGAAACCACUCCCCAGCCUCGGUGGGUUUCACUUGGGUCACUGCAGCACCCAGCCCUGAGCUGCUCCAGUGUCCUCUGGGAGCACCCAGCCUGGCCACCCCAAAUUUGGAGCAGGGAGGGCCCAGGCAGGGUGAGGGCUGGGCAGGGUGUGUGGUGGGGGCUGUCCAGGAGGAUCAGCCUAAAAAUACACACUUUCCCUGGUUGUGAGCAGCAAUCCCCUCUUGCAAGGUUGGGAAUCCUGUCUCCAGGCUCCAGCCCUGCAGAGCUCCCGUGCAGAGAGCCCACAACCCCACUGCAUCCCACACCACCAGUGCCCAGGGGCAUCCUGGAGCUCAGCCACCUCCAAAAAUCAUCCAGCAGGAUCAAAAGCAGCAGGGAAUACAGACACUCAUUGCACAAGCCUUGUUUUAUUGGGGAAAAGAAAGCAGCCAAGAGAGCAGGGGUGAGGAGUGCUGGCAGAGCAUCCUGCAGCCGGGUGGCCUCUUGGUGCACCCAGCCCCUCCCGGCCACGUGCUUUGGCUUUGCAGGCCGUGCUGGGCCAGCAGCUCUGCCCACAGCAGUCCAAAACAUGCUGCUUUAUCUAUUUAUUGUAGAAAUUUUCUAGGAGGCUUUUUCUUUCCCCCUGCCCUGGCAUUCAGGGCAGCAGCAACCACGUCCCCCACGGGUUGUGAAGGGUCCUGGCUCAAUAAACACUGCCCAGCACCGCUGCUGCCUUGCACCUUGUCUUCUAGCCUCUUUUCCUAAGGGGAAACUGUAAAGCCUUGGGUAGGAAAAUGCCAUAUUUGAGAAGCAGCUUCUGACAGAAAUACACCACAUGUUGGAAAAAGUGAGAAAGGACAGAGAACACAGUGGGACACUUUUCAGAUGGUCACCUACAGUAAUUGUCAGCAAUAUGUUUCACCUCUCUGCUGUCCUCCUAACACACUGUUGUUUUAAGUGUAUUUACAUACAGAACAUAAUGAAGAACUUGGCUUUUGUGUCAUCCCCACGCUUUAUUUUGGAAAAAUAUGUGAUGGCUGUAAAAA
Messenger RNA from Neopelma chrysocephalum (saffron-crested tyrant-manakin), 2862 nucleotides. RefSeq names its product myocilin (gene MYOC). The record is from RefSeq and is a predicted model, not a curated record. Gene Ontology annotation, biological process: signal transduction; osteoblast differentiation. The coding region runs from base 222 to 1613 and encodes 463 amino acids. Lineage: Eukaryota; Metazoa; Chordata; Aves; Passeriformes; Pipridae. The transcript has 3 exons. Gene Ontology annotation, cellular component: Golgi apparatus.